This is a messenger RNA of Cicer arietinum (chickpea), 1262 nucleotides long. Its product is annotated as fasciclin-like arabinogalactan protein 11. The record is from RefSeq and is a predicted model, not a curated record. Gene Ontology annotation, cellular component: plasma membrane. Lineage: Eukaryota; Viridiplantae; Streptophyta; Magnoliopsida; Fabales; Fabaceae. Gene Ontology annotation, biological process: plant-type secondary cell wall biogenesis.
CUUUCUCCCUCUUCCUCCACACCAACACAAAACAAACAAACAAACAAACAUCAAUUCCAACAACACUUCAAAAAACAAAACACCAAAAAUGAAGAAUAUCAUGCAACAACAAUCUCUAAUUUCCACUUCAUUCCUUAUUCUAGCAAUUACUUUCUACACCACCACUACAACUUUAGCACAAAUAUCACCAAUUCAACCCCCAACAACAUCACCAUCACCACCAUUACCACCAACAUCAUCACCGCCAUUAUCAACAACAGCAACAGCACCAUCACCAGGAUUAAACACAGUUCCACUUGUACCAACAACACCAACUGGUGCACCAUCCCCCAUAAUCCCAAAAGGACCCACCAUAGACAUAAUCAACAUUCUUCAAAAAGGAAAAAGAUUCUCCGUUCUAAUUCGUCUUCUAAAAACAACACAAUUAAUCAACCAACUCAAUUCACAGCUAGUAUCAUCAUCAGGUUCGGGAGGGUUGACAAUUUUCGCACCAGAAGACUCAUCAUUCUCAAAACUCAAAGCAGGGUUUCUCAAUUCCUUAUCUGAUAGACAAAAAGUUGAACUUUUACAAUUCCACACACUCGCUUCAUUCAUUUCGAUCACAAAUUUCGAUACUUUGACGAAUCCUGUUCAAACGCAAGCCGGUGACGAUGCUCGGCUUCAACUUAACGUAACUACUUACGGUGGAAAUCAAGUUAGUAUGGCUACCGGAGCUGUUAAUGCUACCGUUACCGGAACUGUUUAUACGGAUAGUAAACUUGCUAUUUAUCAGGUUGAUAAAGUGCUUUUGCCUCUUGAUCUUGUUCUUCCGGCGAAGGCUCCGGCGAAAGCUCCGGCGCCGGCGGUUGCUAAGGGUGUGCCUAAAGGUGGAAAAACGAAUUCUUCGGCUGUUGAUGAUGGUAGUGAUGAUAAUGAUGAUGGGAAGGAUUUGCCGGCGAGUGUUUCGGCGGCGGAGUGUGUGAAUGUUGGGUUUGCUCUUGUUGUUGGAAUGGGUUUGGUGGGUGUUUCUGUUUUGUAAUGUGGAAUGUUGAAAGGGUUCAGUGAUUUUUUUGUUAUGCUUUUUUGAGGUUUUGUUCUGUUUUGUUUUGGGUGUGUGAGUGAUUCUGUGUGAAAAACAUGUAUGAUGGUUGUAUUUUGGGUUUCUUUUACUAUUUAUUCAUCUUCUUAUUUGUUUAUUUUGUUUUGGUAACUUGUGAUUUGUAUUUCUUUCGUGGAAUAUUUGAAUCCAAUUUAUACAAGAGGGACUUAGGUCCUGUAUAUAA